GGCCCUCCGUCGCGCGAGCUCCGUCCGACAGCCCCGGGUGCCUCCCGCGUAAGCCACGGCCGCUGCCGGAAGUGACGCGCUGACUGACAGGACCCAUCAUGUCCGACAAGCCAAAUUUUGCAGAAAUUGAAACAUUUGACAAGACUAAACUGAAGAAGACAGAAACUAGAGAGAAAAAUCCACUGCCCACUAAAGAAACUAUCGAACAGGAAAAGCAAAGCGAAAGCACCUCCUGCGCGUAACACUGAAGAUGUGACAGACGUCUGUGGGGUUUGGCUUCCUUUCUUCCCCCCCAGUUUACUGUUGAUCGCCUGUUAAUUUAAUAUCCAUUUAUUUUUCAUUGUCUGGGGAAGCAGAGUUGUUUUUUUUUCAAAUGAAACAUUGUGAAACAGAAGAACUCGUUGCAUUUGUUGUCCUGAGACUGUGCCCUGAAGCCCUGUGUGAACCCCACCACUUGCCAAAAAUGUGCUUUGUCUAAGAGAAACAAUACCAGUUUUCAUAACUAUGUUGGCUUCUAAACCUCACAAUAAACAGGUUUCUUUUGA
Alligator mississippiensis (American alligator) is the source of this 545-nucleotide messenger RNA. RefSeq names its product thymosin beta-11. The coding region runs from base 99 to 242 and encodes 47 amino acids. The transcript is spliced from 3 exons. Gene Ontology annotation, biological process: actin filament organization; regulation of cell migration. The record is from RefSeq and is a predicted model, not a curated record. Gene Ontology annotation, cellular component: cytoplasm. NCBI's taxonomy places the organism in Eukaryota, Metazoa, Chordata, Crocodylia, Alligatoridae. Gene Ontology annotation, molecular function: actin monomer binding.